CCUCUUAUCAACAAUUCCAAUCCAGAACACAACUAUUGCAAAAUAACUUAUAAAGCAUAAAAUCGCAUUCUACAUUAUUGAUUAGUACCAUUAGGAAACCAUUAUGGCGGAGGACGAAGACAAGGCUGAGCGCGACCGGAUCUUUGGUGCGUUUGAUACCAAUAAAGAUGGCCAAAUUUCUUCAGCCGAGCUGGGAGAUUCUUUGAAGAAGCUCGGCUCUGUGUCAGCUGAAGAGGUCCAAACUAUGAUGGAAGAACUCGACACCGAUGGAGAUGGGUUCAUUUCUUAUGAAGAGUUUACUGAUUUUUACAAUGCCAAUAGGGGCUUAAUGAAGGACGUUGGCAAGAUAUUCUAA
This is a messenger RNA of Helianthus annuus (common sunflower), 355 nucleotides long. RefSeq names its product polcalcin Nic t 1. The record is from RefSeq and is a predicted model, not a curated record. The transcript has a single exon. The coding region runs from base 104 to 355 and encodes 83 amino acids. Lineage: Eukaryota; Viridiplantae; Streptophyta; Magnoliopsida; Asterales; Asteraceae. Gene Ontology annotation, molecular function: calcium ion binding.